AUGGAAGUUCUCUCAAACCAAACUAUUACUGAGUUUGUUCUGCUUGGCUUCUAUGACAUCCCCGAGCUGCACCCUCUUUUUUUCACUGUAUUCACUGCCGUCUAUGCCUCUAUCCUCAUGGGGAACAUGCUGAUUGUUGUGGCCGUUGUGUGCUCACACAGGCUCCACACACCCAUGUAUUUCUUUCUGGCUAAUUUGUCCUUCUUGGAAAUCCUCUACACCUCCACAGUGGUGCCAAAAAUGCUGCAGGGGUUCCUGCAGGAGGCAGCCAUCUCUGUGACUGGUUGUUUGCUUCAGUUCUUCACCUUCGGCUCGCUGGCCACAGUCGAAUGCUUCUUGCUGGCUGUCAUGGCGUAUGAUCGCUAUCUGGCAAUCUGCUACCCACUCCGCUACCCACUCCUGAUGGGACCCAGGUGGUGUUUGGGGCUGGUGCUCACAGCCUGGCUGUCUGGCUUCAUGGUGGAUGGGUUGGUUGUAGCUCUGAUGGCCCAGCUGAGAUUCUGUGGCUCCAAGUACAUUGACCACUUCUACUGUGACUUCACGCCUCUGGUGGGCCUAGCUUGCUCAGAUCCCAUGGUGGCCCAGAUGACAACAUUUGUUCUCUCCAUGGUCUGCCUCACUGUGCCCUUUGGACUGAUUCUGACAUCAUAUGCUCAGAUCGUGGUGGCUGUUCUGAGGGUUCCUACUGGGACUGGCAGGAGAAAGGCUUUUUCCACCUGCUCCUCCCACCUCGCUGUAGUGUCCACAUUUUACGGAACCUUGAUGGUCUUGUACGCUGCACCCUCUGCCAUCCACUCCCAGCUCCUUGCCAAGGUCUUUGCCCUGCUCUACACUAUUGUCACUCCAAUCUUCAAUCCUGUGGUCUACACCCUGAGGAACAAAGAGGUCCAUCAGGUGCUAUGGAGGCUUCUCCACGCCAAGCAAACUGCAACUCUAGAUUCCAGAAGGAGGGGAAUGAAGAUUUUAUUUGGAUUUUCUCUGCCUCCAUUGGGAAGUCUUCCAGAAUUAACUGAAGACUAA
This is a messenger RNA of Ochotona princeps (American pika), 1020 nucleotides long. Its product is annotated as olfactory receptor 11A1. Gene Ontology annotation, cellular component: membrane. Gene Ontology annotation, biological process: G protein-coupled receptor signaling pathway. Bases 1 to 1020 code for a protein of 339 amino acids. The record is from RefSeq and is a predicted model, not a curated record. The transcript has a single exon. NCBI's taxonomy places the organism in Eukaryota, Metazoa, Chordata, Mammalia, Lagomorpha, Ochotonidae. Gene Ontology annotation, molecular function: G protein-coupled receptor activity; olfactory receptor activity.